Molecule: messenger RNA, 1236 nt
Organism: Triticum urartu
Lineage: Eukaryota; Viridiplantae; Streptophyta; Magnoliopsida; Poales; Poaceae
Source: RefSeq, a predicted model, not a curated record
AUCCCCGCCUCCGAAGCACCAUCCCAUUCGCACCCGCCUCCAUAGGGAAUCAAUCUCUCUGCCGCCGCCGCCAUGCUCCGCCUCCAUGGCUGCAUCCUCGUGCGGCUCCUCUCUUCCCCCGCCACCUCUCAGGGCCCCCCUCUCCACCGCCCCCUCUCCGCGGCCGCCGCGCCCGGCGUUUCCCCAAACCCUAGCUUGGUCGUCGACGACUACCUCGUCUCCACCUGCGGCCUCACCCGACCCCAGGCACUCAAGGCCUCCGCCAAGCUCUCCCACCUCAAGUCCCCGUCCAAGCCCGACGUCGUCCUCGCCUUCCUCGCCGGCCUCGGCCUCUGCGGCGCCGACGUCGCCGCCCUCGUCGCCAAGGACCCGCUGUUCCUCUGCGCCAAAGUAGAGAAAACUCUAGCCCCCGUCGUCGUUGGGCUCACCGGCCUCGGCCUCUCGCGUACUGAGAUCGUGCGCCUCGUCGCGCUCUCCUUCGCCCACUUCUGUUCUAGGUCCAUUGUUUCCAAGUUGCGGUACUACCUGCUCCUAUUCGGCUCCUCGGAGAACCUCUUCCGGGUGCUCAAGCAAGGCUACCUCGCCGGCGCUGACAUCGAGGGGAUGGUCAAACCCAACGUCGCGCUCCUACGGCAAUGCGGGCUAGAUGAUUGCAAUAUCACCAAGUUGUCCCUCCGUGCGCGGGGUGUCCUGAGCAAUAAGCCAGAACGCGUCCGGGCGAUGGUGGCAUGCGCCGAAGGCCUUGGCAUGCCUCGUGGCUCGGGGAUGUUCAGGCACACGUUGGAUGCUGUCAGAUUCCUCAGCAAGGAGAAGAUCGCCGCCAAAGUGGCCUACUUGAAUAAGAUGUUCAGGUGGUCAGACGCUGAGGUGAGCAUUGUUGUGCGUAACGCUCUGUGUCUGCUGAGGAAGUCAAAGGAAUUACUGCAGCGCAGGUCUGAUUUCCUCAUCUCUGAGGUGGGGUUGGAACCUACCUACAUUGCUCAACGGUCAGUAAUUAUCAAUUACAAGCUGGAGGGCUGGAUCAAACCCAGGUACUACGUUGUAAAGUUUCUCAUGGAAAAUGGAUUGCUCAAGUGCAACCCAGGCUACUGCUAUACCGCUUUCAAGGUGAGAGAGAAGGUAUUCAUGGAGAAGUUCAUUUCCCCUCACACGGAAGUUGCGCCGCACCUCGCCGAAGACUAUGCAACAGCUUGUGAAGGGGUAGUGCCGGCUAGAUUCAGAUUUACAUGAACCAAG